CACUGGGACCAAGCUCUGCUUUCUGACUCCAGGCAGCUGGUCUCCACAGCAGGGAGGACCCUCACUGGCCGCUCUGACCCCAGUGUGUCCUGAACUGAGGAGUCUAGGGGUCGUAGGGAGGGAGGAGUGUCUGCUUCACUCUCAGGGGAGCCCAAGGGACGGCAGCAGGAUGGGUGGGCGGCCCUCAAGCCCUCUGGACAAGCGGCAGCAGAAGCAGCUGAGAGGCCAGGUGGACACCCUACUGAGGAACUUCCUGCCCUGCUACCGUGGGCAACUGGCAGCCUCGGUCCUGUGGCAGAUCUCCCAAGAGCUGGGCCCCCAGGAGCCAGCCGGAUGCCAGCUACUGCACAGCAAAAAGCUGCCCCGAGUCCGUGAGCACCGAGGGCCCCUGACCCUGCUACAGGGCCACCCACCCCAGUGGCAGCCAAUCUUCUGUGUCCUGCGUGGGGACGGCCGUCUGGAGUGGUUCAGCCACAGGGAGGAAUAUGAAAAUGGGGACCAUCCCCUGGAAUCCACACCCCUGACUGGGUACACAGUUUUGACUUCCCAGAGUGAAUAUCUGCGCCUCUUGGAUGCUCUGUGCCCAGACUCCUCGGGAGACCAUACACAGGAAGAGCCUGACCUGCUUUUGGAAACUCCUGUUCAGUUCCCCCUGUUCCUGCAGCACCCAUUCCGCCGGCACCUCUGUCUCUCUGCAGCCACAGGGAAGAUGCAACAGGCCUGGAGCCUAGCCCUGCAGGGCGGCAUCCGGCUUCGAGGCACAGUUCUGCGGAGAAGUCAAGCCCCCGCCGCCCGUGCCUUCCUGGAUGCCAUACGGCUCUACCGGCAGCAGCGAGGCCAUUUUGGCGACGACGACGCGACCCUGGGCUCAGAUGCCGAGGUGCUGACUGCGGUACUGAUGCGGCAACUGCUGCCUGAGCUGCGAUCCCAGACUCUGCCCGGCCUGCGGGAGUCCGGCCGCGCCCGGGCCUGGUCCUGGACCAAGCUCCUGGACGCUGUCCACGCUGCAGUCCUGGCCGGGGCCUCCGCGGGGCUCCGCGCCUUCCAGCCCGAAAAGGACGAGCUUCUCGUGGCUCUGGAGAGAACGAUCCGACCUGACGUGGAACAGAUGUUGCAGCUGCAAGCGCGGGUGGCUGGGAGGCUUCAGGCCGAGGUCCAGGGUCCCCUCGAAUCGUGCCUGCACAGGAAGGUGGAUAUGCAGCUGCCCCGGGUCACGCAGACGCUGCUGAGCACCUUGGAAGCCGAACUCACGGUGGUGCAGACCCUUCUAACCCAGGGUAUGGACCGCCUCUCCCGCCACCUGCGUAGGAGCUCCUCAGGUGCCCGCCUGCGGAAGGAGGUUUACUCAUUUGGGGAGAUGCCAUGGGAUCCAGAGCUGAUGCAGACCUGCUACCACGAGGCUGAGCAGAGCCGGGGGCGCCUAGGGCAGCUUACAGCACCAUUUGGCUUCUUUGGAACACAGAGCCUGGUGUUUGGUGCCCAGGAUCUCGCACAGCAGCUCAUGGCUGAUGCCGUGGCCACCUUCCUGCAGCUGGCUGACCAGUAUCUGACCACGGCCCUAGACUGUGACCAGGCUGCCCAGCAGCUGGAGAAAGUUGGGGGGCGUGUGCUGAAGAAAUUCCGGUCGGAUAGUGUCGCACGGAGGAAGUUCAUCCAUGGCUGGCUGCUCUGCAUCUUCUUGCCCUUCGUGUUGAGCCAGCUGGAGCCAAGCUGCAAAGCGGAGCUGCCUGAGUUUGAAGAGGUCCUUGCUAUGGGCAGCCCUGCCCUGACCAUUGAAGGCAUCUAUGAGGAUGUCGUCCGGGGUGUCCUGCUGCAAAGGAUCAAUCAAGAACUGAAAAAGGCCCUCGGUGCCAGCAACGUGUCCUGCACUCUGGAUGACUGUUCAGAGGCUCCAUGGGACCAGGCAGGAGCAGAUGUGGUAACUGAGGCUCAGAGAGGGACUUGCUCCAAGCAACCAGGCUCUGGCACCAAGGUUCAGCCACUCUGCCCACUGCCUCCUCCAGGGACAUUCCAGAGCUGAAUCUUGGCCCACAUUCAUCAUCAUUCCCAAGGAAUAAAUGUCUACCAGUGGAA
This is a messenger RNA of Sus scrofa (pig), 2073 nucleotides long. The record is from RefSeq and is a predicted model, not a curated record. Lineage: Eukaryota; Metazoa; Chordata; Mammalia; Artiodactyla; Suidae.